This is a messenger RNA of Oncorhynchus nerka (sockeye salmon), 1166 nucleotides long. It is a transcript of the gene mrps7, whose product is annotated as mitochondrial ribosomal protein S7. Gene Ontology annotation, cellular component: mitochondrial small ribosomal subunit; ribosome. NCBI's taxonomy places the organism in Eukaryota, Metazoa, Chordata, Actinopteri, Salmoniformes, Salmonidae. The record is from RefSeq and is a predicted model, not a curated record. Gene Ontology annotation, molecular function: mRNA binding; structural constituent of ribosome; rRNA binding. The transcript is spliced from 5 exons. Gene Ontology annotation, biological process: translation; ribosomal small subunit assembly. Bases 65 to 754 code for a protein of 229 amino acids.
UAGUUUUGCUUUAUGGCAUCUACCAGGGAGCUUACCCAGGGGUCUUCGCACCACACUUUCCAAGAUGGCUGCCUCCGUCACAGGUUUACUAAAACCUUGGACACCAAGGGUACUCCUGGUGAGAUGGAGCAGGUACAACCCUUACUACCUGGAGCCUGAGCCUAGGAAAGAGAUGUACCACAUCCCAGAGACUGAGCUCACACCUGAGCAGAAAGAGGAGAGGGAGCUGAAAUCUGUCAGGCCCAUAAAGGCAGCCACCAACUCUGUUACCAGCUCUGUUUUCAACGACCCUGUGCUGAGCAAGUUUGUCAACAUGAUGAUGAAAGAUGGUGACAAGAUUAUUGCCAAAGGUAUCAUCACACAGACAUUGGAGAACAUGAAGAGAAAACAGGUGGAGAAGUACCACAAAGCCCCCGAGGGAAAGAAGGCAGAGAUCGAGUGUAAUCCAUACGCCAUCUUCCACCAGGCUCUGGAGAACUGCAAGCCUGUCAUUGGCCUGGCUAGCAUUCAGAAAGGGGGAAAGUUCUAUCAGGUGCCCAUACCUCUGACAGACAACAGGCGGCGCUUCCUGGCCAUGAAGUGGAUGAUCACAGAGUGCCGGGACAACAAGCACAGACGCACACUAAUGUACGAAAAACUAUCCCAGGAACUGCUGGCCGCCUUCUCCAAAGAGGGCAACGUGGUCAAACGGAAACACGAACUGCACAAGAUGGCUGAAUCCAACAGAGCCUACGCCCACUAUCGCUGGUGGUAGUCGACUUUGAAGUCUGAGUGCAGCAUUCAAAAUGGGACCUUUUGGACUGGAAGGAAUUCAAUCCAUUGUCCCUUUGGUCAAACUUGAGGUGGAGUUCCUUGUUGGAAAAUAAAAACAUCAUGGACAUUUGUGCAACCCAUUCAUGGGAGAUUGUCUUCAAUGUAGGGCAUUAACAGGCUAUGUAAAUAUAAAUCUCUUGGACUCCAUUGUGAAAUAUUUGGAAUGGUGUGUAUCCAAGUAUACUGACCACAAACACAGUUACUGUAAAUGUGGCUUCUUUUACUAACGUUGUAUUAUGGUUCAAUAAAGAAUGAUUGUGAAAACAUUACAAAUGACAUGAUCACAUACUGUAUUUAGAAUAUAGGUGCAUUCAGUGACAUCUUCAAAUAAAUAAAAGCUUAGGUAAAACCCA